UUCGCCAAUCGGAUAUCAUUCGUGUACGACUUGAGGGGGCCGUCCAUCGCUGUGGACACCGCCUGUUCGGCCAGUUUGACGGCACUGGCGCUGGCCGUCAACGAUAUGCUAUUGGGUAACGUGGAGAAGGCGUUGGUGUGCGGCUGCAACAUUAACCUUGAGCCAAUAGUAAUACAAUGCCAACAAGAGGUGGGCGCGUGUUCGCCGAGAGGUGUGUCCGCCCCGAUGGACGCCUCGGCCGACGGGUACGUCAAGUCGGACGCCGUGUGCGCUGUGCUGUUGGAGCGCCGACGAGACGCCCGCCGACUAUACGCCACGUUAAGAGCCGUACGGCUAAAUGCAAACGGCUAUAAACCCGACGGUAUGUUAAGGCCGUCCGGCGCCGCGCAGGAGGCGCUUAUGCGGUGCGCGUACGGCGACGUUGGCGUAGACCCCAGUCACGUGACGUACGUUGAGUUACAUUGCGCGGGCACUCAGGCCGGCGAUUUUGCGGAAAUCAACGCCGUUUAUAACGCGUACUGCAAACCGACGGCCCGUACGGAGCCGUUGCCGUUGGGGGCGUUGAAGAGCAAUAUGGGUCACGCGGAGGGCGCCGCCGGUUUAGCAGCUCUUAUCAAAGUGCUGAUCGCCUACGAAAACGAAUGCAUUCCACCAAAUAUUAAUCUACAUCAUUUGAGAGAUGACCUAGCACCAUUGAUGUCUUUUGUCAUGCCUGUCGUAAAGGCUCAUGAUUACAAGCCAGGUUUGGCAGCGGUUGACAGCCUGGGUGUUGGCGGUGCGAACGCACACGUAUUGCUCGAACCCAACUAUAAAUUGGCUGCAAGUGAUGGCCGUCAACGACGGGUCGCCGAUAUUAUGCCCAGAAUUGUCAACAUUUGCGGCAGAAGUGAAGAGUCUGUCAAAUAUAUAAUGGAUUUUAUUGAAAAUAAUUUGCAAAAAAUAACGAAUGAUUUUUUGGCACUUUUGUCGCAAACAAUGAAAUACACGCCUAAUGUUAACUCUGCGGGAAUGCCGUUCAGGGUCACGCGGGACAAAGCGCUGAGACCUCUAUGGGUACUGUUCCCGGGUUUGGGCGGUCAGUGGCCUGCGAUGGCCAGGGCUUUGAUGCCAAUCAAGACGUUCGCCGACACUAUCGACGUAUGCCAUCAAACGGUUAGCGAAGAGUUUGGUAUCGAUUUGAAACACAUAUUACUAUCGGACGACACGACAGCCAUCGACACAAUGCUCGCCAAAUUUGUGGCCACGACUGCCGUUCAGAUGGCAUUGUUUUCGGUCAUCAAAACACUGAACAUUACCGUCGACGGCAUAAUUGGCCACUCGUUCGGUGAGAUAGCGUGCGGUUACGCCGACGGGUGCCUAACGCUCAGGGAGGCGAUGAUUUAUGUGGCCCUUCGGGGCGUAAUUACGGUACACAUACCGGAAGGACUGAUGGCAGUGGUCGGCCUGUCGAGAGACCAGGCGCUGACAUACUGUCCAAACGGUGUUUAUAUUGCCUGUAAUAACGGAGAGCGAAGUGUUGUCAUUACGGGUUUAAUGAAUGAAAUGUUGGAAACAAUUAAACAAUUAAAAGCGAAUAAUGUAUUUGUGCGCCAAUUGGACAGCAAUCACAUCCCAUACCAUUCGCAAUACGUUAGCGAAUUGGCUAAAAACCAGAGCACAGCCACCGAUAAAUACGGUCUAAAGCCGGGCCUCAGAUCCCAGAAAUGGUUGUCAACAGCGGUGUUCAGAGGGGAACCGGAGGACCGGCGGCUGGCCUACAGUGACGGCCGCUAUCAUCACCACAACAUGAUAAGCGAAGUCCGGUUUUACCCACAAUUGCAAACACUGCCGGCGAACGCCUGUGUGUUAGAGUUGGGUCCGCACCCAUUGUUCCGGCAAAUCGUGGCCCAAACGCUGCCGCAGAGCACCCAUAUAUCGCUUAUGAAACGCGACUCAAACGCCACUAAUAUGGAUACGUUUCUGGCAGGUGUAGCCAAAUUAUACCAACUCGGUUACAAUCCGUCCGUCGAGCGCCUAUACCAGCCGGUUGUGUGGCCGGUGCCGAGGGGUACGCCGUCUAUCUCAUCGUUGAUCAAAUGGGAUCACAACCGGCGAUACGCUGUGCGCUGUUUUGGCGAUCAUUAUUGCCGCUCAACGGCCGGCGACUCCACUGUUAUUGUCGAGCAUACCCUAAAUCAGGACUUAUUUUUUAUGGACCAUAAGCUGGACGGCCGGCCCAUAUACCCGGCCACCGGUCACGUGAUGCUCGCGUGGCGUAAAGUGGCCCAAAGUGUUGGCAAACUUUGGACAGACUGUCCGGUGGUGUUUGAGCACGUACAAUUCAAACGGGCCGUGUUUUUAUCGCAAACGGCUAACACUAAACUCGUGGUGAAAUACUAUCCACCAUCAGGUGAGUUUGGCAUUUACGAAAACGACCAACUGUGCGCAACGGGAAUUGGAUACCCUGUUAUUAACAAUAAUACUGCUACUACUAUCAACUCGACAAAUGACCAAGCUCAUCAGCGACAUCAAUCGGCGCUAAUCGCGCAGCACACCAUCGCUGAGUGGCUACCUAUGUUGGACGGGCACCGGUGGCCGUACGCCAUAGGCCGGGCGGACAUCUAUAAAAACAUAGGUGCCCUGGGCUUAGACUUUGGGCCCGCGUUUCAGAGACUACGCUCCUUUUGUACCGACGAUUUCCGGGUGGCGUACGGCCGGUGCGAAUGGACUGGCAAUCCGGUGACAUAUUUGGACGGUAUGUUCGCCGCAAUGAUGUUUCUCUCGACGUUGCGUACAAUAAUUGUCGGCCACACUAUACGCGCCAUACGUAUCGAUCCAUUAGUUUUGUUUGAUAGCAUUAGGGCCCAAAAUACAUCACAACAAUUGACCAAUGUCAAUUCGAAUUGUGAUUUGCAACUAGAUCAGAUUGAGCAAGAUACUAAGAGUGAUAAUGAAAUGACAAAUCGAGAAAAAUUUAAUAAACGUUUCGCCAUAUGUUCGGCGGAUAUGCCGUUGCGAUACAACACUCGCACCGGACAACUGGUGUCUCUCGGACUUGAAAUGGAAGGCCUGACUGUACAACCCGUGCCCUAUCGGCCGGAAACUAAUUUAGUGCUCGAGUCAUACGAGUUCUGUUCAAACUAUGAUAUGGUGGCCAUCGAUGACAGUACGCGCGCAGAGAUGUUGCAAUAUAUUGAGGAUUACGCAAAAUGGCUUCAAAUCCUUAUUGACAAUAUAAUUAAGGCUAAAAAAUUAAACAAAAUGUGUAAUAAUGUAUGGCUUAUGGGAAGUGAUGGCCCAAUCAAUGGCAUCAUUGGUUUACUGAAUUGUUUGCGUUUGGAAACUGGCGGAGAGAUAUUGCGGUAUAUUUUUCAUUACGAUAACAAUAUUUCAAUGCCCGAUGCCGUGGAUUUCAAUGCCCGGCCAUAUCGGGAAAUAUUGGCCAACGAUUUGGUCGCUAACGUCAUAAAGGGCGGUGUUGUGGGCACUUAUAGGCACUUUAAAAUGCCCAAAGACUACGACAAGUGUUUAUCAAACAAUUACUAUUUAAAUACGGGUUUAACGCGUGAUAUAUCGUCUCUUCAAUGGUAUGACGAGCAAAACGUGCCGACACUUGAAUCCGAUAUUAAUAAUAAAAAUGACACCAAAACCCGUAUAGAGAUCUACUACUCGGGUAUAUCCACGCGUGAUAUACUGGCCACCACUGGUAACCCGUCAUGUAAUUUGCCAGGUUUAACGGACCCCAUGCUUACCGAUUGUCAGCUCGGGCUAGAAUUCAGUGGCCGCCGUUCAGACACCGGGCAGAGGGUAAUGGGCGUAGCGCCGGGCGGCCGAUGCCUUGCAACUAGUGUGUGGGCGCCCAUUACCCAUAUCUGUCCGAUUCCCGGCCACUGGUCUAUGGCUGAGGCGGCCACUAUUAUGAGCGCUUAUUGUACCGUAUAUUAUGGACUCAUUAAAUUGGCUAAUAUCAAGGAAGGUAAAUUUGUGUUAAUACACAACGGGUCGGGCGACGUGGGUCUGGCGGCUAUCAACGUGUGCCAACACUACGCGUGCGAUAUCUAUGUGACGGUCGGGACGGCAGAGAAGGGCCGAUAUAUACGCGACGCGCAUAACAUACCGGCGAACCGGAUAUUCAGCGCCGUCAACGACGCCGGACUCAACGCAUGGCUAAUGGCUGAGACCGACGGCCGGGGCGUCGACAUAGCGCUUAGCACCGGACUGUCUGGCGGUGGCCAACUGUGGCCACUAAACUCUCAAUCUCUGGCCAAUGGCGGCCGGUUUGUCGACGUGGGUAAUAAUGACUGGCCGAUGGGCAACGCGCCAACUCUGCCGCACCGGGAGGUGCAAUACAUACGACUGUCGGCCGACUCGCCUGCCAAACGGGACACCAAUUUUAUGGCCGAGUUUUACGCCUGGAUUCGGGACAACUGUGGGCCGGCCAACGGUGUGGGCCAACGGGCGUGCGUUUGGCCGCUAAAAUACACGACAUUCCCGGCGACCAAAGUGACCGACGCUUUCGCCGGUGUGACCGCCGGCGCACACGUCGGCAAAGUUAUAAUCAAACACAGGGACGACGACGGCGUUGACACUCAGCCUAUCAGUCCGGCCCACUAUAUAAUGGUCGCCCGUAAGGCGUGUUUCUGUUCGCGCAAAGUGUAUAUAAUUACCGGCGCUUUGGGCGGCGUUGGGCUCGAGUUGAUGGCGUGGAUGCACUACAGGGGAGCCCAAAAGUUUGCCCUAACCUCCCGGUCCGGUCUGCGCACAGAGUAUCAAACGUUUGUUAUAAAUCGUAUGCAAAGUUACGCCAACAACGCCGAUGGUAAUUAUCAGAGGCCGGAAAUAUUAAUAUCGACCGCCAAUGGGCUAACCAGUGAAGGGUGUGAGCGAUUGCUCCGGGAGGCCCAGCGUAUGGGCCGUAUCGGCGGUGUAUUUCAUUUGGCGCUCGUAUUGAACGAAACGUUGGCCGAGAAUAUGACUGUCGAGCGGUUUGCCGAGUCGGCCGACACUAAGGGUCGGGUGUUUGAAAAUCUGGAUCAACUGACGCGCCGUUUACUUGACUAUAAAGUGGACUAUUUUGUGGUGUUUUCGUCGAUAUCGUGCGGCAAAGGGUUCGCCGGGUAUUCAAACUACGCGUACGGAAACUCUGUGUGCGAACGGCUUUGUGAACGCCGCCGCGCCGAUGGUCUGCACGGACUGGCCGUACAGUACGGCCUGAUUGGCGACGUCGGCGCUUAUGAGGGACGCCAGGAGUACGAGUCGGCGACGCUGUGCCGCAAACAACGAGUGCACUCGUGUUUUAACGUAUUGGAAAAACUGUUGGCCACUGAAUACCCGAUCGUCGCAUCGCAGUUGUACGAUGAAGAUCGGUCGGCCAUAUUAACGGUCAAUACGGGCACACGACUGAUGGGCGAGUUAUGGUCAGUGUUGGGCGUCGACCCGUGCAAUACACCCGACGACAUAACUAUCGGCGAGAUAGGCAUCGAAUCGCUGUUUGCCAUACGAAUGCAAAACGAGUUUACAGACCGACUGGCGCUCAACGUAUCGCUCACUCAUAUCAAACACAUGACUGUAGGCAUGUGUAAGGCGUACGCCGAGGGCAACCCGGAGCCCAUACGACAGUGCAUUGCCAAACAAAAAGCCAUAUAA
Medioppia subpectinata is the source of this 5625-nucleotide messenger RNA. The record is from the annotation of a GenBank genome assembly. NCBI's taxonomy places the organism in Eukaryota, Metazoa, Arthropoda, Arachnida, Sarcoptiformes, Oppiidae.